Molecule: messenger RNA, 3350 nt
Organism: Corvus hawaiiensis (hawaiian crow)
Lineage: Eukaryota; Metazoa; Chordata; Aves; Passeriformes; Corvidae
Gene: TRAIP
Product: TRAF interacting protein
Exons: 15
Coding region: 1066-2679 (537 amino acids)
Molecular function (GO): zinc ion binding
Source: RefSeq, a predicted model, not a curated record
CAUCCGCGCCCACUGCACCAUCUGCUCCGACUUCUUCGACAACGAGCGGGACGUGGCGGCCGUGCCGUGCGGGCACACCUUCCACCAGGCCUGGUGAGCGCCGGGGCGGGCGGGGGCUCGGGCCGGGCCGUGGGGUCUCAGCCACGGGCACCUUCUGUGGCCCCGCGCGAGGGCUCUGAGGAAUUCACGGAGCUGCCGCAGCAGUCCGGGCUGCGCUGGUUACGCGUCUGAACAGACUGUCCCGGGAGGUGGUGGAGUCGCCGUCCCUGGAGGUGUUUAAGGAAAGACUGGACGUGGCACUUGACAUGGUGGUGAUAGGUCAUAGGUUGGACUCGAUGAUCUCAGAUCUUUCCCUACCUAAUUGAUUCUGUGGUUCUGUCACUGUGCUGCCUGCAGGCUCCCUUCUCCGGAAGAGCCAGUCUCACAGGGCAUUUGGAGGGAGAGGUGUUGGAUUAUGGUGAAGCCUCCCUGGCAAUUCCAUGCUUUUCUUGCUGUGUUGCAAGUGUCUGUGUUGAAAAGAAAUGGUUCUUCUGAGCAAAUAAACUUUGUGUGGGGAGGGGAUGGGUAUUUGCUUUCCUGGCUAACAAGCUUGGAGAGAGACCACGGGUGUGAUUGUCACUUCUCACUCAGCAGUGCUGCUCGGGCCUGCUCUCUUUCAGCAGCCAGCAGAGCAGGAAGAGCUUCCAAAGGUAACCUGCCAGCUCCAAAUCAUUACCCUGCUCCCAAAAUAAACCUUUCCAGUGUGAUGUGAUGGCUUGGUUGCAAAAUGCAUUAGUGGCUUUCCUGGGGAGCCCGGCAGGUUUGAAUUCAUCAUCUCAGAGCAGAGUGAGGUGCUCCGCAGAUCCACGUUCAGUGGCCCCCCUUGGAGCUGACCGGGCUGGGAUCUCAGCUGUCACAUCCUGAUAGAGCAGCCCUUGUGCCACACUGUGUGCGGAUGCGCUCGCUCCUGUGAAGCUGCGGCUGUUCAAAGCCUGUCUCCCAGAGAGAUCUGAGCUCUACAAAAGCUCUGCCCUGUUAAAGAUAAGCUCACAUGCUAAAUUCAGCCAGGAAUUGUCUUGGAGAUGCAUGUGGAGCAUGCGUGUGGAACACGGCGCUCCUGUCGGCCCCAGCACCGGACUGAAGGUUUACGGUUCUGCUUUAGUGUGCAAUGAGGAAUCACAUCCUGACGUCUCCUGGGGAGCUGGGGGAUGGCCCCUGAAAGCAGUGCUCCAGAAUUUUGAGGAUUUACUGUAUGUUUUCCUUUUCUUUCUCAGCCUCAUCCAGUGGUUUGACACUGCACCGAGCCGGACAUGCCCGCAGUGCAGAAGCCAGGUCAGCAAAAGGCACAUCAUCAAUAAGCUGUUUUUUGAUGUUACCCUGGAGGAGCAAGCAGCACCGGAUGCUGAGACCUUGCAGAAUGAACUGGACAAGGUGAAGGCCCAGCUCUCCUUGAAAGAGAAAGAAAAGAGGGAAUGCCAGGCUGUUGUGGACGGGCUGAGGGACACUCUGGAUGUGCGCAAUGCCACAAUAGAGUCGCUCCAGAAGGUGGUGGGAGAGACAGAGAUGCUGUGCUCCUCUCUCAAGAAGCAGAUGAAAUUCCUGGAGCAGCAGCAGGAGGAUAACAGAAGUUCAAAGGAGGAGGCCCGUCGGCUGCGAAACAAGCUGAGAACCAUGGAGCGGAUUGAGCUGUUGCUUCAGAGCCAGCGCUCGGAAGUGGAGGAGAUGAUCAAAGAGAUGGGAGUUGGACAGGCAGCAGUGGAGCAGCUUGCAAUCUACUGUGUCUCCCUCAAAAAGGAAUACGAGAACUUGAAGGAGGCUCGGAAGAUCUCUGGUGAGAUGACAGAGAAGCUGAAGAAGGAGCUGUUUUCUGUCAAUAACAAGCUGCAGAAAGCAACUUCAGAGUUGGAGAAGACAAAGGAGGAGUUAAAAAGCACGCAGAAAGAUCUGAAGAAUGCAGACAAGGAGAUCUUGAGUUUGAAGAAGAAGAUAGACAUCCUGCAGGAUACUCUGAAGGUCCCCUCUGUAACCAGGGAAACACUCAGUCGGCUAGUCUUUGAAAGCCCUGUUCCUGUGGAACUGCAGCAUCCAAAGCUCCACCGCCCGUCCGACAGCGACGAGAUCAAUCUCGAUGCUACUUAUGAUGUGGACACCCCUGAACACCAGCCCUGCACAUCCCCCUUUGGCACUACAAAAAGGCAGAAGCUGGAUAAAAAGCCGCCUCCUGUGGUAAAUCUGGCGAAGAAAGUUCUUAAGGAAACAGUGGAGAACAGGGCAGAUGAUCUGGAGGAUGAUGCUCUUAAAGGACUCUUGCCAGCAUACAUCAGGAACUCUGUUCUCUCCAAGAAGCCAUCUUUGGGCAGUUUGUGGGGUCCCCACAAGAACAUGGGCUCUGUGAGGACGGGCUACGAUGGCAUGGGAGGCAGGACAAAGUUCAUAGAGCCAACAAACUUGGCAGAAAUCCGUCCAUUAUCAGUGAGGAGCAAGAAGAAGGUCUCCAGACCAGCGUCUGCAGCUCCUUCUUCAUCUUCUUCCGGCAGCAGCCAGAGCUCUGCAGUUGCUGCUGCUUUGGGCUCUCUGGCACCAGGUGGAACUGCACGUCUUGGAAGCAGCCACAAGCAGGAGGUGCAGGACGAAUGUCUGGGAUGUCAGUCUGAGAGCAGCAGGGAGAAUGGACCUGGACCAGCUCCAUGCCUGGUGUAAAUAGUUCCAAGAAAGUUUACUGGAGGAAGAAGUGUGUAGAGCAACCUGUGUGGCUGUGGAGUGUCUGUAUAUUCAUCGUCAAAUUAAACACCGUCCCUCAACCACAGGCCUGUGGGGGCUGGGGAGAUCUACAGGUGGGCCUGGGCCCUGUCCUGUUUUGGGCCGUGAAGUCCAGAAUGGGUUGUGCACGCUUGGCACUGAAACUGCUGACUGGGGAGGAAAGUAUUGGGGUGAGCCCCUGCUCCACUCGGAAGCAGAGAUAGGUGUGCUGGUGUGACCUCUGUGCAUGGCACGUGUUGGUGCAAACUUGUUUGUUAAUUCCUGUGUUUUAAUAAGAUUGUAGAGUAUUUUUGUUAUUUUGUAACUGUUCUGCCUUGCCAUUAGAGGGUUUGGAAUGGCCUGGAGAAGUGCUGAAGAAUGGCUCCCUUCAGGGGAGGGGAAGACUGGUGGGGCCGAACCUGUCUGGGUUCUUCAGCUUGGAGCCAUGCAACAAGAAAUCCACACCUGAAGCAGGGCUGUCCAAGCUGCAAGGAACAGAUGUGGUGAGGCACCUAAUACAGCACUCUACUGCACAAAUCUGACAUUUCCUAUUUCCAGCUGCCUCAGGCCAGAAUGUGUAGUACCUGCACUGGCUGAAACCAUGUUUUUAGGGAAUAAAAUAUAUUGCUGUG